AGUGUGGAAGGAUUUGUCUACAACUUCGAAGCCCUGAUAGACAAAACCGUCAGGUCUGAUUCCGUGUUCCAGGCAAAAUAAUUCCCAGCACGCGUUCGCUAUUUGAGUCCCGGCUUGACCCACGAAUACGGUGAAGUGUCAAGAAGUACGGCGAUGGACUUUGAAAGCCCGGACGUAGAGAAAGAGUUUCCGGGACUAUACGCUUCGGAAUCGGCUAGGAAGAGCAAUGAGAGCGAUUUUAGUGAUGAAGGAGGACACGAGAAACAUUCCAAAAAGGAACUCUUAGGUGGGAAACGAAAGGAGAAGAAAGAUAGAAAGGAUCGAGGCUAUGCUACGUUAGAAGGGGAAAGCUCACCAGACGAAGAGCAAGAAACUAAGAGUCCGUCAAAGUCAAAGAAGACGAAAGCUUUCAAGUUCCCUUCGAAGAAAGAGAAACGUGAAAAGUCUAGAGAGAAGGAUGGAAAGGAAAAAGAAUUGGAAAAGGAGAAAGACAAGAAGAAACGGGACAAGGAAGAUAAGGACACCGAGAAAGAAAAGCGGAAAGAUAAGGAAAAAGAUAAAUCCAAGCAGAAAUUAAAGGAUCGUAAGAAAGGAAAACAUGGCGGAGAAGAAGUUCUAGAUAUCGGUGACGAACAACCUAUAUUCGGUGUCAGUUUGCACUUGGCUGUGGAGCGAAGUCGAUGCCACGACGGCGUAGAGCUGCCUUUGGUCGUACGCGAUUGUAUCGACUACGUGGAAGAGUAUGGCAUGAACGUAGAAGGCUUGUACAAAGUUCCUGGAGUCAAAUCAAAAGUUCAAUCUCUAAAGAAAUUCUACAAUCAACGCGAAAGCGUUAAUAUUUCAGAAUUUGAGCCUACAGUAGCCACAAGCCUAUUAAUACUCUUUCUCAGGGAACUACCAGAACCCGUUCUAGAGAACAGCGAAACAAUAUCCCGAUUCGAACAGGCUGCUUCUACUAAGGAAGUGUCUCAAAGAGAAGCACAACUGGUCCAGCUGACUCAACAGUUACCAGAAUGUAAUAGAGUUCUCCUAGCGUGGGUCACACUGCACUUGGAUCAUGUUACUGCGCGUGAAAAAACAACAAAAAUGAACGCUCAAACGAUCGCAAUGACACUGAGUCCCGUCCUGCAGAUGAGCCACCGUUUACUUUUAGCUUUAUUAUUUCACUGUAAAGCUUUACAUCCAAACGUCCGGCUGACCAAGUACAUUCCACCACUAGCAUCCGGUAGCACAAAUCUGCCGGAUACCGUCGAGAGUAUAGCUGCCGAAUUGGCCAAGCAGGAAUCCCUUCUCUCUCAGAUUCACAUGCAGAUGAAUGCCGGCUUCGUGACCAAGUCGCGUGAGGAACAAUUGUGGGAAGUGCAGCGGAUGAUUACGCAGUUGAAGCGGAAAUACAAGACCGUUCAAAAAUUGGAAGGGUCUGCGCAAAAGAGCCUGGACGAGGAAGUAAAGUCAAACGACGAGAAUCAAAUAGACCUGAAUCUUCAGAGAAUAAAGACUGCCUCCGAGGAGGAUUUCGUGCAGUCUAAAAGUGAAUCUCAAAAUCCAUCGUGUUCGGUAAUAAAAAAAUAUCCUGCGACACGAAACACGAACGAUGCCAAGGAGAAAUCUCAGCUGACAACCGUAAUAGCUUCUAACGCUGGAACUCUGAAGAAAGAAGCGAAACCUUUACCACAGGGCAAGGACACAGUAGAUACUGCAGAAGUAACAACCGAACAAAGCAACACCGAAUCUACAAAGGAAAAUGAAGCCGUAGCUGAAUCUACCCCAGAGGACGCGAUGGAAAAGCUGCGUGAAAGUCUUAUCCGAGAGGAACUGUUGAACAUGCAGGCCUUGAUGAAAUCUCGUAUCAUGCAGGAAAAAAACGAAAUCAAAAGAUUGGUCGAAAUGCUAGCUGAAAAGGGACCCGAGAAACCCAAGCCGAAAGAAAUAAGGACGCAUUCGCCGAACGAAGCAGAAAUGACAGCCAUGAUUCAACUGGUAAAAGAAAAUCAAUUGUUGGAGAAGAAAAUGACGACCUUGAUAAGGAGUAUCAUAGAGGAGAAAGACGCGUGCGUUGAGCUGCGUGUCCAGUUAACGUUGCACCAACUUCUCAACCAGAAUUCCACGAACGGCAUUAAACAGAUAUAACCAGAAGACUGUUCUUUUAUUGGAAUAACACAACAGACAAUUAAUGCAUAUUGUUGAUAUGAUAUUUGACGUUACGUUAUAUUUUAUGCAUAAUGGACAUAGUUUAUCGUGUGUUAACCAUGGAAUCUCUUGAAAAAAAUAUGUUUGAUCAGUCUAAUGUUUUAUUACGGCUUCCUGGUGACGAUUCAGCUAGUCCUGAAGCAGGGUAAUACGAAAAUACAAUAGCAAAAGUAAAAAAAGAAUCUUAACAAAAACACGGAACAUGUCAUUUUCUGUAUAUUUUGAUUGUUCUCUCAUACACGCAUAUCUAUGUAACACAUAUGUAUAUAAUUACUGUAUUAGUAAAAGUUUCAGAUAAUCGAAGA
Messenger RNA from Cephus cinctus (wheat stem sawfly), 2495 nucleotides. It is a transcript of the gene Rlip, whose product is annotated as ralA-binding protein 1. The record is from RefSeq and is a predicted model, not a curated record. NCBI's taxonomy places the organism in Eukaryota, Metazoa, Arthropoda, Insecta, Hymenoptera, Cephidae. The coding region runs from base 154 to 2130 and encodes 658 amino acids. The transcript has 10 exons. Gene Ontology annotation, biological process: small GTPase-mediated signal transduction. Gene Ontology annotation, molecular function: small GTPase binding; GTPase activator activity.